GUCCAUGCAGGACCUGCGAAAGCCUGCUGGGAAGGUGCAUGUCUGCAUCGUCGGGGCGGGGAAGAUGUCCAGGCUUUGCCUGCUUGCGCUCUUCAGCAAGCAUCCGGACAUCAAGGUCACGUUGGUGAACCGUUCCGUGGACAAGGCACAGGCGGUGCUUGACGACGACCUCGUGAAGGCUCGUGGAGGCACCAAUGCCACAGUCGCCAGCAUGGACGACAUGUUCGAGGUGAUGAAGGAGAGCGACGUGGUUUUCACGGCCACUGGUAGCGAGGUGCCGAUCAUCCAUGCCCCGGACGUGGAAGGACGCGAGCGGCCUCUUAUGCUCAUCGACAUUUCCGUGCCCUUGAACGUGGAUGCCGGCUGCGCAGAUGUGAAGGGAGUCUUCUCCUACUCCGUGGACGACCUUCAGAAAGUGGUGCAGGCCAAUGCCCAGAAGCGGCAGAACGAGGUCGAGAAAGCCAGGAAAUUCAUUG
This is a messenger RNA of Symbiodinium necroappetens, 476 nucleotides long. Lineage: Eukaryota; Dinophyceae; Suessiales; Symbiodiniaceae. The record is from the annotation of a GenBank genome assembly.